Messenger RNA from Pseudogymnoascus destructans, 928 nucleotides. RefSeq lists its product as uncharacterized. Lineage: Eukaryota; Fungi; Ascomycota; Leotiomycetes; Thelebolales; Thelebolaceae. The transcript is spliced from 2 exons. Gene Ontology annotation, molecular function: mRNA binding. Gene Ontology annotation, cellular component: THO complex part of transcription export complex. The record is from RefSeq and is a predicted model, not a curated record. Bases 303 to 923 code for a protein of 206 amino acids. Gene Ontology annotation, biological process: mRNA export from nucleus; positive regulation of DNA-templated transcription, elongation.
GGGAGCGGUUUGGCUCGGACUUGAAGGGACGAAAAACUCGACUAAGUCAUGUGACGUGUAACCAACUUGGCUGCCACCACCAGGAAAUUCAAAAAGAUUAAAAAAAAGAUUUAGAAACCAUCACGUGAAAAUUUGUCAUGUGAUGUGUCGUUUCUGGCAAGGGAGACGGACGGACAAGAGUAAGGCUGACUUCAGCCUCGACCUCAACUCUCCACGAUCUCAGCAAACAAAACCACCUACCGUUCUACAGAACCUACCUCGACAGACAAACACAAGCCUACCCUCCCCCCCAAUCCCCAAAAAUGGCAAUCGACACCGUGGUCACCGACCCCUCCCUCAAGGCCGUGCUCAUCGCCUCCCGCGAAGCCCGCCAACAAGCCAUCGACCUCCUCACCCUAACCUCCCCGCCCCUCCCCCCCUCCACCGCCGCCCUCCAGAUCUCGAAGCAGCAAAAACUCCUCAACGGCUACCUCGCCCAGCUGCGCGGUCUCCAGCGCCAAGCCACCUUUGGCGCGCGCGAUACGAAGGCACAGACGGCUGAGGCGCGCCAGGAGGUCGAUAGGCUGCACUUGCAGUUGCAGAAUCUGUAUUACGAGCAGAGGCAUUUGCAGGGCGAGAUUGCCGCUUGUGAGGCUUAUGAACACAAAUACCUCGAGCUCCCCCUCAUCCCCGAAUCCGAGUUCUUAGCCCUCUUCCCGGCGCACGUUGGGAAGGAUGAGGAGGCGUUGAUGGCGGCGCGGAUCGAGCAUGAGCAUGCGGAGCGGGAGGCGCUGGAGCAGCAGAGGCAGGGGCUGUUGAAGAUGAAGCAGGGGUUGAUUGCGGAUAAUAAGAGGAGGAAGGAGGAUUUGGCGAGUUUGGAUAAGCAGUUGGAGAAUUUUAUUGAUGCGGCGAAGCCGAUUCAGAAGACGCUGGAGAAGGUUUGAGGGGG